AUGUUUUCAAAGCUUAAGAACUUUUCAGAGGAUGUGUUAAAUAAUUUGUCAGACCCAACACAGAAUCCACAAUCAACUAGGCAAAACGAAUCUUACACUCAAUUAGAAAGAAGUGCCAAAAUAUUAGCCACAGAGACACCAGACGCAUCACAAUUGACACAACCAAAGGACGAAGAUAUGUCAGAAACAGCAUCUUCUGCUGAACCUGAAUCAAAAGUAACCACCCCAGUGCCAACACCAGGUCCUGAAUCCACUUCGAAAGAAACUACCCCAGCACCAUCGAGUGGCACGACUUCUUCUGGAGAAGUAACCACUAAUACUACUCUGAGAAGAAGCACUGACACUGAAAAUGAUAACCUUCCACAACCUAUUAGAUCCAAGUUGAAAAAAUUUGCAAAGUAUGAAGAAAAAUAUCCCGUUUUGUUAGAUGCUUAUAAAGUGGAAAAGAAGAAGAAUGAGAUAAUUAAAGUAUUCGAGAAACUUUUACAGGAAAAUACCCCUAUAAGUUCGAUUUCAGAAGGAAGAGCAUUGGUAGAGUAUUUAGAAGGUUUGAAUGAAAAGACAAAGAUGUUGAAUACUGAGAUCAGGAAAUUGACCAAAGAUAAUAAUAGCAUGAGUUUUAAAAUUAUCAAAUUAGAAGAGAGCAACAAAGAUAUGACUAACGAUCUUAAGGAGUUGCAAAAAGUGAAGAAGGAAAAUGACGUAUUAGUGAAGAAACUCGAUGGAAUGAGUGAUGAGUUGGAAAAGAUCAAUAACACUAAUGAUAAAUUGAAUCAAGACAUCGACGAGAAAAGCAAUAAAUUGAAUACUUUGAACCAAGAGGUUAAAGAGAAGACAUCUGAAAUUAGUAAAUUAAAGUCUGAAUUAACCGACAAAGAACGUGAAAUUGCUUUAUUGAAAGAAACGCGACCAGCUGAAGUUGAAACUACAGAACCUGAAGCUGAAGAUACUGCCGAGUCCAAGAGUGAAUCAAAUGAAAUAAAAGACACUGAAAAAGAAUCAAUACCUGAUGUCAACGAAGUCUCACUUCCAUCUACGGACUCUACAAUUUCAGAAUUGAAGAAUCAGUUGUCAGACAAAGAAAAUGAAGUUCAAGAAUUAAGUGGAAAAAUAUCCACCUUAAGAGAAGAACUACAGGACAAGAAGGACGAAAUUGAAGACUUAAGGGACCUGGUCAAAGAUAUCGGUAACGAAUUAGUCACUUAUAAAACCGAGUUGAAAGAAUUGAAGGAAAAGGAGCAAUCCAAUACUUCAGUAAGUUCUGCCACCGAAUUGGAGUCGUUAACGUUGAAAGUCAAGAAUUUGGAAUCCAAAUUUAGCUCCAAGUCCAAAGAGAACAAAGAUUUACAAGAAAAAUUAAAAUCUGCUAUCCAAAAGUCAGAAGAAAAUGAUGCUGUCAGCAAGAAAUCAGAGGAUCAACUUCGAAAACAAAUUCAAGGGUUGAACAAGAAAUUAAAGACCACAGAAGAAAAACUAGAUUCCAAAACAAAAGAACUUGAUAACAUACUCGAGGAGAAAUCAAAAUUAGACAAGAGAAUUAGUGAACUUUCCAAGUUUAAAACCAAUGAUUCCGCAUUGAAAUUGGAGAUUGCUUCUUUGAAAACUACUAUAACCCAUAAGGAUAAUAAUAUCAAUGAUUUGAAAGGUAAAAUUGAAGAAUUACAAUCUUCUGGAAAGACAUUGACUGCAAAAAUUGAUCAGUUAACAAAGAGUAAUAAUGAUAUGCAAUCCAACUCUAUGUCCUUGUUGAAGGACAAAAAUGAAUUAUUAACUAAACAAGAAGUAUUGAUGGAUAAUUCGAAAUCAUUAAACGCACAAUUGACCAAAUUACAACAAGAGAAACAACAGGUAUUGAAUGACUUAGAAAAGACAAAGACUAAGUUGGAUAAUGUUCUUGCAGACAAAUCCAAUUCUGCUAAUGAUAUAUUAUCGUAUAAGAAACAGCACGAAGAAAUUAUGAUGAAGUCAAAAGAAUACAGUUUGCGCAUUGAGAGCUUAGAAGAUGACUUAACUGAGGCAAGAAACAUGUUGCAAGAAAGAACAAGAGAAACAUCGAACAUGAGAAGAUUGUUGAUUGAUGCUGAAGAGAUGUUAAAACAACAAAAACAAGAGUCGAAGGUCGAGAUUGCAAGUAUCUUGGAUGACAAGAAUGAACUAGAAAGAUCAAAUGUAUCUAUUGUCAAAAGAAAACAACGCGAAAUUGAUGAAUUGAAAGAACUGAUUCAGGACUAUAAAGUAAAGAUAGAAAACUUAGAGAGUAAAUUAUCUGUUUUGCAGACUGGUACACAAGCAUCUAAGGACAUAGAUACGGAUGACCAAAAUGAAAUGGCUAAAGAGAUGACCUCGACAAUUGAUACAUUAAGAACCGCAUUAAACAAUUCCAGCAUCAAGAUAAAGGAACUUGAAACUUAUAAUAGCAACUUGAAGAAAUUAAAUGAAGAUAAUACCUUAAGAUUCGAAAGAUUGUCCAAAAACUUCAAGAUGUUAAAUCAACAGUAUAUGAUCAUGAAAGAUAGAAAGAAUUCCUUGACAACAUCACAUGAAGAAGUCAAACAUGAAGUUUCUCCAGAAAAGAAGGAAGAACAAGCUAUGAAUAUUGCAUAUUUAAAGAAUGUUUUGUUAGGCUUUUUCCAACACAAGGAACAACGUGAACAAUUAUUACCAGUUUUGAAAACAAUUUUCCAGUUCAACAAAGAAGACGAAGAAAAAUUCUUAAUGGCAUUGAAGUAA
Candida tropicalis MYA-3404 is the source of this 2730-nucleotide messenger RNA. It is a transcript of the gene SYS3, whose product is annotated as Sys3p. The transcript has a single exon. Gene Ontology annotation, cellular component: Golgi apparatus. Lineage: Eukaryota; Fungi; Ascomycota; Pichiomycetes; Serinales; Debaryomycetaceae. The record is from RefSeq and is a predicted model, not a curated record. The coding region runs from base 1 to 2730 and encodes 909 amino acids.